This is a messenger RNA of Rhodofomes roseus, 663 nucleotides long. RefSeq lists its product as uncharacterized. Lineage: Eukaryota; Fungi; Basidiomycota; Agaricomycetes; Polyporales; Fomitopsidaceae. The transcript is spliced from 5 exons. The record is from RefSeq and is a predicted model, not a curated record. Bases 1 to 663 code for a protein of 220 amino acids. Gene Ontology annotation, molecular function: fatty acyl-CoA hydrolase activity.
AUGGACUUUCUCUCCAAAGUGCGCCGGCUUCCUGCUGCUCCUCAUCCGAAUGACGAUCCCGCAUCCAUCAAAGGCAACCUUCCGUUGGAGAAGAGGCAAUUGUCUGCCAACAUCUUCGCGUGGCAUAUCGGGAACUUCCCAGGCAGCCGUGUCUUUGGACACACCGAAGUCGAGGAUCUGAGGCUGGCCGAGGCGGACGUUCGGAACACGAGCAUGGGCGAGAACUUGGAGCUGCUUGAAGACACCAUCUCGCCGGAAGAUGCGCGUCAGCUGUCGUUGCAAGGUCGGACUGUCUGCGAGAUAACAGUGACUGAACAGAUGCUGAAUGUGCAUCGAACCCUGGCCGGCAGUUGUUCAGCGCAUCUUGUUGACAUCGGAACGUUCUCAUCCCUCCUGACUCUAUCCCUGGUAACUGGUGUGGACUACACCGGCGUGUCAGCGUCGUUAAAUAUGACGUACCACGCACCCGCUACAUUAGGAACAGAGCUCCGUAUGGUGAGCACUAGCAUCUCAACCAGCGGCCGAAUUACAGCCGCUCGCGCAGAGGUGUAUGACAAGAGAACGUCAAAGCUACUCGUCUCCGCCGUGCAUACCAUCGCACCUUUCCAGACCUCCCGGAAGCAGAAGUUGACACACAAGGAGAGUUCAAAAGCGAGGCUAUGA